This is a messenger RNA of Ceratosolen solmsi marchali, 1324 nucleotides long. RefSeq names its product wurstfest (gene fest). The transcript is spliced from 8 exons. The record is from RefSeq and is a predicted model, not a curated record. Bases 1 to 1275 code for a protein of 424 amino acids. Lineage: Eukaryota; Metazoa; Arthropoda; Insecta; Hymenoptera; Agaonidae.
AUGGCGACCAAUCAUUUGUCAAAGAUUACGAAAAAUCGUUCAGCCGUGGAUCAUCUAAGCGAAACAGGCGGAACCGUGGUCAACAAGACCCGGAAAUCCCGACGUAGGAGAGCCAGGAACUCUACUACUGAGACCAAAAAAAAAACAUUGGCCACUUCUAUGGAUUAUCGCAAAGAAGCCCAAAAGAAUCUUAGCCAAAUAUCCUGUUCCUCGGCACCAUUACCUAGUUCAUCUUUGACAACCCUUCAAUGUUUAACUCCAACUCCACUUCGUACUAGAUCACUUCUAACAACCCAUACAUAUCAUGUUCAGCCCGAAGAAACUAAUUUUCAUAGAUACACUGAAUUCAGCAAGUACUUAGAGACUCCUCCUUCUGAACAAUGGGGAAGCUUAGUUGGAAAUGGAUUUUCAACUGGUCUUAAUUCAUUAUGGAGGCAACCAAGAAAUACAAAACAAAUCGUACCACCGCAAUAUUAUACUGCAGAGGAUGCUUGCAUUUUCACAGACAACUGGAGACAUGAAACAGAAACUGGCAUUGGUGGAGCAAUGACAACACCACAUGGAACGAUUUCACUUAGAUUACACAGCAAAAUAAGGGUUGACAUGACUAUUGAUCGUGCUGUGAGAGUAAUCAAUUUCAAAAACAAUAUUGUACUUUCAUUAAGUGAUUCUGGUUUUGCUUCGGCAUUACUUCAUCCCAAUGGCAGAAUGUAUCAACAUGGAUCUCGUGUAGAAAUCUUGGCUCAUGAUGUUCAUGGAAACAACAAGUAUGCUAAAAUGUGGUACAAGGGUGUUAGUUUUACUUCAGAGCAGUGUGCUCUUGUUUAUUUAGUUGAUGCUGCUGGAACUAGAACUACAACAGAUUCAUUUUCAGAUAUGAGUCAGGAUUUUUCAGUUAAAGUUUUUUAUGAUCAAUCAAAACAUGGGCCGGCCUGUAUUCAAGAAGCAGCAGGGGCUUUGUCUGCUGGUCAAUACUGGUUAACUGAUGAAGGUGUAGAAAAUUGGAUUAUCAAUAAUGUUCGGAUUUCACAGACUCCAGAUGGACUUGUUAGGAUUGCUCGGAAUAGUAACAAGUAUCAAUUACGAACAUCUCCAAGUAAUGGAACAGCAUCAUUGACAACGCCAUUUUUACAUUGUACAGCAUCGUUAGGCCAAACUUCUCAUUUAUUUGUGAAAAGAGGUGAACGACGGAUGCAUUAUGAUUGUACCAGUUUUAUAGUGAGAAAUGCCGGUCAUAGUGCGGGUUUUGAUAAUAAUCAGCUAAAAGUUUUUUAAAUGAGAAAAGGUUUAUGCCUUACUAUAAUUUUUUUUGUAGAAUGUCAGU